This is a messenger RNA of Xyrauchen texanus (razorback sucker), 1849 nucleotides long. Its product is annotated as melanocortin receptor 5-like. Gene Ontology annotation, biological process: G protein-coupled receptor signaling pathway. Gene Ontology annotation, cellular component: membrane. The transcript has a single exon. The record is from RefSeq and is a predicted model, not a curated record. Gene Ontology annotation, molecular function: melanocortin receptor activity. The coding region runs from base 1 to 999 and encodes 332 amino acids. NCBI's taxonomy places the organism in Eukaryota, Metazoa, Chordata, Actinopteri, Cypriniformes, Catostomidae.
AUGAUGAACACCUCACAGACCACAGCCCUUCCCCUCACUCUUUGGGCCUUCCAUGUCAACUCCAGCCCUGUCUCCUACCCCCUCAAUUCCACGGAGAGCCCAUCCCAUGCUAAGCUGAAAGCAUGCGAGCAGCUCAACAUCGCCACAGAGGUCUUCCUCAUCCUUGGCAUCGUAAGCCUGCUGGAGAACAUCCUGGUCAUCUGCGCCAUUGUGAAAAACAAGAACCUGCAUUCGCCCAUGUACUUCUUUGUCUGCAGCUUAGCUGUGGCUGACAUGCUGGUGAGCGUCUCCAAUGCCUGGGAGACCAUCGUCAUCUACCUUCUCACCAACCGACAGCUGGUGGUGGAGGACCAUUUUAUCAGGCAGAUGGAUAAUGUGUUUGACUCCAUGAUCUGCAUCUCGGUGGUGGCCUCCAUGUGUAGCCUUCUAGCUAUUGCUGUAGAUCGCUAUGUUACGAUUUUCUAUGCUCUACGAUACCACAACAUCAUGACGGUGCGAAGGGCCGCCUUCAUCAUCGGAGGCAUCUGGACCUUCUGCACAGGCUGCGGAAUUGUUUUCAUAAUCUAUUCCGACAGCACUUCCGUCAUUGUGUGUUUGGUCUCCAUGUUCUUCAUCAUGCUUGUGCUCAUGGCUUCGCUCUACAGCCACAUGUUCAUGCUGGCCAGAUCUCAUGUCAAGCGCAUCGCCGCCCUGUCUGGCUACAACUCCAUCCACCAGAGGGCGAGUAUGAAGGCGGCUGUCACUUUAACCAUUCUCCUGGGCAUCUUCAUUGUCUGCUGGGCUCCGUUCUUCCUACACCUCAUACUCAUGAUCUCGUGUCCCAGAAAUCUCUACUGCAUGUGCUUCAUGUCUCACUUCAACAUGUACCUCAUCCUGAUCAUGUGCAACUCUGUCAUUGACCCACUCAUCUAUGCUUUCAGAAGUCAGGAGAUGCGGAAGACCCUCAAGGAGAUCAUCUGCUGCUACAGCCUGAGGAACAUCUUUGGAAUGUCUAGGUAACAUCAAACCGAAGCGAGAAACAUGAGACAAGAAGAACUGGGAGAAUCUUUCAUUUUAUAAUGUCUUAAGAGCUGAAUGCCUCCCGUUAUUCUUGAUGUAGAUGGAAAACAUGACCUUGUGAUGAUUUAUGUAAUCUAUGCUCUCCUUAUACUCCUAAAUGCUCUGGUGGAUUUCUCACGAAAUUACUGUACAAAGACAUCUAAGACAUUGAAACACAGAAACUUGUCAAUGCAAAAGUAGGACAGACAGGAAAGGCAAUCAAAAUAACAAAUCUAAUGAACAAGGUCAGUUCUAAUGAGGCAAUAGUAGAUAUUAAGAUUAUAUUUAGUCAUUGUAAUUUUGUUAGUGAUUCAAGGAGGCCUUAAUGGACUAUGGAAUAAUAUAAAAAUUGACUGACAGUAUGAAUCAUAUCACACUCUCCAGGGACACAGAGCAACUGUUGAAAAGAGAAUGGAAAAAAACAAGUGCUAAUCAUUAGUCAAAUUAAUCAUGCAAAACAACUUGUUGUAGACAUUAAUGAUGUAUUAGUAAAUUGCAACUGUGAAAAUUGCAUGCAAUUUAAAUUGGUGCAUGUGCUCUGUGUUGGAAGUGAAACAUAAAGAACAACUUGAAAAUCAUCUGCAAAAUCGUCAGUGUGAAAUGCACCGACAUACCGUAUAGAUUAGAGGCUCAUAUAGGUUCGCUGUCAUGCUGUUUGAAAAUGUCUACUAAUGGUUCCUAAGGCUUGAGAGGAUGACAGCUAAGUAUUCUGGGUGCCAUGUAACUAAUAAUUUACCUAAAAUCUUGAAAGGCAUUAAGAUUUUAUUAAAGGGUUUCAUAAUAUUGCAAUUGAGAAGAAAUGUUCCAGACA